UCGCGCACGCGCGCCGGGGACUGCCUGCCCCUCUCUGUGACUUGCCUGUGUGUGUGCGUGUGUGUAUGUGUGUGUGUGUGCGCGCGCGCGUGAGUGAGAGAGGAGAGAGGGAGAAGAGAGCGCGAGAGAGGGUGAGUGUGUGUGAGUGCAUGGGAGGGUGCUGAAUAUUCCGAGACACUGGGACCACAGCGGCAGCUCCGCUGAAAACUGCAUUCAGCCAGUCCUCCGGACUUCUGGAGCGGGGACAGGGCGCAGGGCAUCAGCAGCCACCAGCAGGACCUGGGAAAUAGGGAUUCUUCUGCCUCCACUUCAGGUUUUAGCAGCUUGGUGCUAAACUGCUGUCUCAAAAUGCAGAGGAUCUAAUUUGCAGAGGAAAACAGCCAAAGAAGGAAGAGGAGGAAAAGGAAAAAAAAAAAAGGGGUAUAUUGUGGAUGCUCUACUUUUCUUGGAAAUGCAAAAGAUUAUGCAUAUUUCUGUCCUCCUUUCUCCUGUUUUAUGGGGACUGAUUUUUGGUGUCUCUUCUAACAGCAUACAGAUAGGGGGGCUAUUUCCUAGGGGCGCCGAUCAAGAAUACAGUGCAUUCCGGGUAGGGAUGGUUCAGUUUUCCACUUCGGAGUUCAGAUUGACACCCCACAUCGACAAUUUGGAGGUGGCAAACAGCUUCGCAGUCACCAAUGCUUUCUGCUCCCAGUUUUCGAGAGGAGUCUAUGCUAUUUUUGGAUUUUAUGACAAGAAGUCUGUAAAUACCAUCACAUCAUUUUGUGGAACGCUCCACGUCUCCUUCAUCACUCCCAGCUUCCCAACAGAUGGCACACAUCCAUUUGUCAUUCAGAUGAGACCUGACCUCAAAGGAGCACUCCUUAGCUUGAUUGAAUACUAUCAAUGGGACAAGUUUGCAUACCUCUAUGACAGUGACCGAGGCUUAUCAACCCUGCAAGCUGUGCUGGAUUCCGCUGCUGAAAAGAAAUGGCAAGUGACUGCUAUCAAUGUGGGAAACAUUAACAAUGAAAAGAAAGAUGAGAUGUACCGAUCCCUUUUUCAAGAUCUGGAGUUAAAAAAGGAACGGCGUGUAAUUCUGGACUGUGAAAGGGAUAAAGUAAACGACAUUGUAGACCAGGUUAUUACCAUUGGAAAACAUGUUAAAGGGUACCACUACAUCAUUGCAAAUCUGGGAUUUACUGAUGGAGACCUAUUAAAAAUCCAAUUUGGAGGUGCGAAUGUCUCUGGAUUUCAGAUAGUGGACUAUGAUGAUUCCUUGGUGUCUAAAUUUAUAGAAAGAUGGUCAACACUGGAAGAAAAAGAAUACCCUGGAGCACAUACAACGACAAUUAAGUAUACUUCUGCUCUCACCUAUGAUGCCGUUCAAGUGAUGACCGAGGCCUUCCGCAACCUACGGAAGCAGAGAAUUGAAAUCUCUCGAAGGGGGAAUGCAGGAGACUGUCUGGCGAACCCAGCAGUGCCCUGGGGACAAGGUGUAGAAAUAGAACGGGCCCUCAAACAGGUUCAGGUUGAAGGUCUCUCAGGAAAUAUAAAGUUUGACCAGAAUGGAAAAAGAAUAAACUAUACAAUUAACAUCAUGGAGCUCAAAACUAAUGGGCCCAGGAAGAUUGGCUACUGGAGUGAAGUGGACAAAAUGGUUGUUACUCUUACUGAGCUCCCUUCUGGAAAUGACACUUCUGGGCUUGAGAAUAAGACUGUUGUUGUCACCACAAUUUUGGAAUCUCCAUAUGUUAUGAUGAAGAAAAAUCAUGAAAUGCUCGAAGGCAAUGAGCGCUAUGAGGGCUACUGUGUUGACCUGGCUGCAGAAAUUGCCAAACAUUGUGGAUUCAAGUACAAGUUGACAAUUGUUGGUGAUGGCAAGUAUGGGGCCAGGGAUGCAGACACGAAAAUUUGGAAUGGGAUGGUUGGAGAACUUGUAUAUGGGAAAGCUGAUAUUGCAAUUGCACCAUUAACUAUUACCCUUGUGAGAGAAGAGGUGAUUGACUUCUCAAAGCCCUUCAUGAGCCUCGGGAUAUCUAUCAUGAUCAAGAAGCCUCAGAAGUCCAAACCAGGAGUGUUUUCCUUUCUUGAUCCUUUAGCCUAUGAGAUCUGGAUGUGCAUUGUUUUUGCCUACAUUGGGGUCAGUGUAGUUUUAUUCCUGGUCAGCAGAUUUAGCCCCUACGAGUGGCACACUGAGGAGUUUGAAGAUGGAAGAGAAACACAAAGUAGUGAAUCAACUAAUGAAUUUGGGAUUUUUAAUAGUCUCUGGUUUUCCUUGGGUGCCUUUAUGCAGCAAGGAUGCGAUAUUUCGCCAAGAUCCCUCUCUGGGCGCAUUGUUGGAGGUGUGUGGUGGUUCUUUACCCUGAUCAUAAUCUCCUCCUACACGGCUAACUUAGCUGCCUUCCUGACUGUAGAGAGGAUGGUGUCUCCCAUCGAAAGUGCUGAGGAUCUUUCUAAGCAAACAGAAAUUGCUUAUGGAACAUUAGACUCUGGCUCCACUAAAGAGUUUUUCAGGAGAUCUAAAAUUGCAGUGUUUGAUAAAAUGUGGACCUACAUGAGGAGUGCAGAGCCCUCGGUGUUUGUGAGGACUACAGCUGAAGGGGUGGCUAGAGUGCGGAAGUCCAAAGGGAAAUAUGCCUACUUGCUGGAGUCCACGAUGAAUGAGUACAUUGAACAAAGGAAGCCUUGUGACACCAUGAAAGUUGGUGGAAACCUGGAUUCCAAAGGCUAUGGCAUCGCAACACCUAAAGGAUCCUCAUUAAGAACCCCAGUAAAUCUUGCAGUAUUGAAACUCAGUGAGCAAGGCGUCUUAGACAAGCUGAAAAACAAAUGGUGGUACGAUAAAGGUGAAUGUGGAGCCAAGGACUCUGGAAGUAAGGAAAAGACCAGUGCCCUCAGUCUGAGCAACGUUGCUGGAGUAUUCUACAUCCUUGUCGGGGGCCUUGGUUUGGCAAUGCUGGUGGCUUUGAUUGAGUUCUGUUACAAGUCAAGGGCCGAGGCGAAACGAAUGAAGAUGACCUUGAAUGAUGCCAUGAGGAACAAGGCAAGGCUGUCAAUUACAGGAAGUACUGGAGAAAAUGGACGUGUUAUGACUCCAGAAUUUCCCAAAGCAGUGCAUGCUGUCCCUUACGUGAGUCCUGGCAUGGGAAUGAAUGUCAGUGUGACUGAUCUCUCGUGAUUGAUAAGAACCUUUUGAGUGCCUUACACAAUGGUUUUCUUGUGUGUUUAUUGUCAAAGUGGUGAGAGGCAUCCAGUAUCUUGAAGACUUUUCUUUCAGCCAAGAAUUCUUAAAUAUGUGGAGUUCAUCUUGAAUUGUAAGGAAUGAUGAAUUAAAACACAACAUCGGUUUCUACUCGAGUUACAGACGAAGCUUGGUGGACAUGCACAGCUAACAUGGAAGUACUAUAAUUUAACUGAAGUCUUUGUACAGACAACAAACCUGUUUCUGCAGCCACUAUUGUUAGUCUCUUGAUUCAUAAUGACUUAAGCACACUUGACAUCAACUGCAUCAAGAUGUGACAUGUUUUAUAAAAAAAAGAAAAAAAUUAAAAUUUAAAAAUAUUUUUAGGUAUUUUCACAAACAAACUGGCUUUUAAAUAAAUUUGCUUCCAUAUUGGUUGAAUAAGACAAAAAACAAUUAAACUGAGUGGGAAGUGAAUGAAAAAGGCUUUAGGUACCGGUUCCUUAUUUUUCAAAGCCAAAUAUGUAAAUGCUAAGGAAAGAAAACAAAGAGGAGAUUUCAAUCUUGUAACUUAAUAUUGUUAUUAAAACUUUAAUGUAUCCUAUUCUUUAACAUUUGGUGUUAAUAUAAAAUUACUUGGCAAUGCUUGACAUUUGAAAUAAACAUUUUUCUAUUGUUUUAUUUGCAAGUGGUCCAAUUAAUUUUGCUUAGCUACAGUUUGGUCAUAAAUCAAGUGAGUUUAAAGAUACUACCAACUUGUUAGGUGCCCAGAGAAAAUUUCUCCCUUUUAAAAGGCCAGGUGAUUUUUGAGGUAUAGUCCUGCCCCAGAGUAAUAUCUGAAUCUGUUUUUGACACAUCUAAAUAUAUAUAAAGAAAUGUUUGUUAACUCAAAAGCAUUUAAUCUAUGUAGAUUAAUGCUAAUAGAUUUUAAAAGCUAAUAUUAACAAUUAUCAGAAUCUGUGAAGUUCCAUUUUUAAAGUGUUUGAGCUUACAGAAGAGAAAUAUUCAUUGUAAAUGAAAUUAGAAAUGCCUUGAAAGUAAUUCUUAAAAUAGUUGCCCAUUGAUUAAAUACCAUAAACUAAAUAUAAUUUUACCUUUAAAAUUAUCAGAGCUGUCAUAAACCUUAUAUACUAUGACUAUUUUAAAUAUGUUUGAGUCACCUGCAAUAUAGUUUCAUUCCAUUGACAUCAAUUAUAAACAACCCUAAUAUAUUAUUUUUGUAUUUAUUCCUCAGGUGGAAUGGCUAUUUGAAUAUGCGCAGUGUGGAUAAUAUGUCACAUUUCUGUAGCUUUUGACUAAAGAACCUAUAUUUCUCUAGUUAAUGAAUUUAAGAGAUCUGUCUUUCCCUUCAUAAAAAUACCUCUUAUUUCCAUUAAAGCCCCUCAAAUUUAAUUAAUUUAGGAUUUUGAAUAAUUACUGACAUCCAGUUUUUAUUUUUAGUAUUUGUAUUCUUGUUAUUUCGUCAAGAAAGCCUUUGUGUAGCACUUGGUAUUUUGCAAAGUGCUUUUAAAACAUUCUUACUUACUGAAUUUCAUAGAAGGGAGGAAAAAUGUAGAGUUUAACAGCAACCACUUGCAUUGGCCAUGAAGGCAUGUGGUAUCAUGAUAUUCUUCACUAAAUUUAGCUGUCCCUAAUCACAGAUUCCAAGGUAAUACAAUAUAAUUUUAGUGUUUCUCUCCUCAUCAGGAAUGCUGGAGGUGCAUUUUAAGUUUUAAUAAUAAGUGCUAGAAUGACCAAAUUGCAGACUAAUUGUUUCCAUAUUGUAUUAAAAUGAGUUUUUAAAAAUGAAAAAGAAAUGACUAUAUACAAUUAAUGCUAUUUAUUGUACCUCUGGGCCUACUCUUCUAAAAAUUGUAGCUUAUCAAUUUUUCUCUGUCAAGCUUGAACUAAUGUAAAUAAUUGAAAUAAUGUAAAGUUAUAUUUUCAUGUUUUUAUAGAUACAACAUGACAAGAAUACAUAAUGUAAGAGUAUUUCAAGUAUGGAUAAUGUUGAUUGAAUAAUGCACAUCUCAAUUACAAGCAGUAAUCAUAGUUUAAUAUCCAUGUAACGGUGCAUCAAUAUAUUGCUAUAUAAAUAUGUCUGUGUGCAUAUAAGUGAAAAGUGGUCAAACAAGAGUGAUGACAGCUGUCUAAAGGUUUUUUUAUUCAUUUUAUAUAAAAACUGUUAUGGAAAGACCAAAAUGUUUAUGAAAUAUUCUUAUGUAAAUUUACAAUUGUCCUUUACUGUACUUUUUUGUUUACAGUAUAGUACCUUAUUUUCUGCUGUGUUAAGUGGGUGUCGAACUCCAAGAAGACAUACACUUUCUAUAAAUUCUAUUGAAGAUAUUGGAAUUUCCAAUUUUUCAUGUGUACUAUGUCAGAAAAUGCUUUCGAUUUUAUUUUUAAAUCUAACAUCGGAUGGCUUUUCUGGAGUGUUGUAAAAUCUUCAAUCAUACAUAAAACAUGUUCUUACAAAAG
Messenger RNA from Cebus imitator (Panamanian white-faced capuchin), 5617 nucleotides. It is a transcript of the gene GRIA2, whose product is annotated as glutamate ionotropic receptor AMPA type subunit 2. NCBI's taxonomy places the organism in Eukaryota, Metazoa, Chordata, Mammalia, Primates, Cebidae. The transcript is spliced from 16 exons. The record is from RefSeq and is a predicted model, not a curated record. Gene Ontology annotation, cellular component: plasma membrane; postsynaptic membrane; AMPA glutamate receptor complex. The coding region runs from base 452 to 3157 and encodes 901 amino acids. Gene Ontology annotation, molecular function: transmitter-gated monoatomic ion channel activity involved in regulation of postsynaptic membrane potential; AMPA glutamate receptor activity. Gene Ontology annotation, biological process: synaptic transmission, glutamatergic; modulation of chemical synaptic transmission; monoatomic ion transport.